Molecule: messenger RNA, 282 nt
Organism: Cetraspora pellucida
Lineage: Eukaryota; Fungi; Glomeromycota; Glomeromycetes; Diversisporales; Gigasporaceae
Source: the annotation of a GenBank genome assembly
AAAACAUUACCAUUUGCCAAACUUCUAACCAACGAGACCUCUUUGCAAGAGUUAAAUAAGGCAGAAGAACUAACCAGAACAAAAACUGAAAACGUGAAAAGAAAAAAGAAGCUGUCACCCAGAAGUGGAAAAAAGCAGAAGCAGAACGUCGAAAAGAGGAAAGAAAAAAAAAAGCCGGGUAAAAAAAGUAGCAAUGGCGAUAUUAACAUAACGAACGUAAUGGUAAUCGAAACUUGUAUAUCUGAUGAUCGUCAAUCUGCCAUUAUACCUUCACGAAAUUAA